Molecule: messenger RNA, 489 nt
Organism: Hordeum vulgare subsp. vulgare (domesticated barley)
Lineage: Eukaryota; Viridiplantae; Streptophyta; Magnoliopsida; Poales; Poaceae
Exons: 1
Coding region: 112-354 (80 amino acids)
Source: RefSeq, a predicted model, not a curated record
ACCGUAUCCAUAUCUAUGCACACACAAAAACAUCUAGUCUACUAGCAUCUACCCGGUUUGCUUAAAGAGAAGGUUGCUGGCCUGCAUCUUUCCGCUGCGCCUUGGUCAAACAUGGCUUCCAUGGGCUUCAGCUAUGCGCAGAUACAUGUGCGGCAGGAGAAGGUCAGGCAGAGGAUCAUCAACCAGCAAGAAGCCGCCAACAAGACGGCCGUGAAGAUCAAGAACAUCUGUGAAGAGAAUAAGAUCAGCAACAGCAAGAAAAACUGCGGCUCAUUGACCGCCGCCGGCAGGGUGCAUCUGUGCGCAUCUCCCACGGCGGCGGCGGCGGCGGCUGGGCCGACGCCGGAGAGGUGAGGCUGGCCGGCGAUGAGUUUUCUCUUCAUGCCACAAGAGCCUUGAUUUGAGAGUCUAGUUUGUACUCGUAUUUGUGACUAGUUUAGUUUGUCUCUAAGAUUUCCUCAAGGGAAUAAAGAUGUGUUUUUCCAGAAA